CAGAAAAGAUACAGAGGCAACCUGUAAGAAUACAAUAUUUCUGUCUGAUUCAACCACAUCAGAGAACAGCCUCAGAAAUGGGACCUUGGGAACAAAUCAAUUCUGUCACUGCCGCAGCGAUGGAGAGUUCGAAUUGAUAUUUUCAGCUAGAGAUGUCUAUCAGAGCUUCCUCUGGGCUGAUCCUUCAGAUAAAAAUCCAGCAAUCUUCUGUUUCAAUUCUUCUCUACUACAUUCUGUCACACUGGCUGUCAGGAAACCCAAUGAAGUUAUAAGAUUUUCACUGUGUGCUAAGCAGGUAAAGGUGCUGCCUUUCAGUGCCUUACUACUUUGUCUACCACUGAUGAUGGCAACAAGUUCAGUUAACACAGAUAAAGCUGAAGAGAAAAUGUAUUCCUGUCCCAUCAUUCAGUGUAGUGCUCCUGCAGUCAAUGGAUUACCAGGCAGAGAUGGAAGAGAUGGUCCCAAAGGUGAAAAGGGAGACCCAGGAGAAGGAUUGAGAGGUCUGCAGGGUUUGCCUGGAAAAGCAGGACCUCCAGGAUUAAAAGGAGAGGUAGGACCACAAGGAGAGAAAGGUCAAAAAGGAGAACGUGGAAUCGUUGUAACUGAUGACCUGCACAGACAAAUAACAGCUUUGGAAGCAAAAAUACAGGUAUUGGAAGAUGACUUAAAUAGAUACAAAAAAGCCAUGACCUUAAAGGACAUUGUGAACGUUGGUAAAAAAAUGUUUGUCUCAACUGGAAAGAAAGAUAACUUUGAAAAUGGAAAAUCCCUUUGUGCAAAAGCUGGAAGUGUACUUGCCUCUCCUAGGAAUGAGGCUGAGAAUAGAGCUUUAAAAGACUUAGUUACUCCUUCAAGGCAAGCUUAUAUUGGGAUAUCUGAUGCACAAACUGAGGGCAGAUUCAUGUACCUGAGUGGUGGGCCUUUAACUUACAGCAAUUGGAGACCUGGAGAACCGAAUAAUCAGAAAAAUGAAGACUGUGCAGUAAUAGAAGACUCUGGAAAAUGGAAUGAUUUGGACUGUUCAAAUUCAAAUAUCUUAAUUAUUUGUGAAUUGUGAAUAGCUGAUAAAUCUAAGGAAAACCAACUUUCUUUUCUCGGUUGUGUGGCUGAUGUAGAAGUUUGUUACUAUACUGGUGAAUAGAAUAUUCAGAACCAGAUUAUAAGUUUUCUCUUUGACAUCCAGUUUUGAAUCUCCUAAUGAAACAGGCCUAUCUGUUCACUCAUUGUGAAUUAAUUUGUUUACCACGUGAUCUGCUGAGGAUCUUAUGUUUAUGUUACAGGCUUCAGAAGGGUUUAACUCCAUGUCAGCUUCAGUAUAAUCCCCUGGACACGGUGCCUACUAAUAUUUGAAAUGUAUUUUCCAUUUCAUGUCCUAGCACAAUCUGACUUCUUAGAUUUGUCUGCACUUUGUGAACUUAAAAUGUGAGCCAAAAUAAAUUUUACACGUUUAAACCAUAGAUCUCAUUUAAAAACAUGGAAAUGUUGAGUUAAGAGAGCAUUUUGAAUCUUGUUUAUGGAAUAUAAUGAGCUAUUUUUAAACAAAUUAUUAUUAGGUGAUUUAGCUAAUAAAUGGUAUUUCUGCUCCAUUGCACUCAUACAUUCCAAAUCUGACAUAUCAAUCAAACAGGUGUUCAUAAUGUGGAAUUGUGGUUCAGAGACCAUGACUUGAUCUUGGCCAUAUUACUGUCACACGUGGGAAUAUGGUUUCCUCAGAGUCUGAGAAGAAAAGCACAUCCCAUUUUUUCCUCUGCAUUUCUGUCAAGAUCCUACAAUGCUGACAGCAGCCUAGCACUGGAAAUAAUAAUUGAUGAAUUCUCUUCAGCUGGUAAAAAUAAAGUGUCUGUCUACAAGCACUGUGAUGUAAAACUCAGCCUUCACAGAAGACCUCUCCUAUUUCUCUCUCUCCACAAGCCUCUUUGUAACUUAUCCACUUUCUUCUGCUCCUGUGAGAAGUACUGUGACCUAGUAGGUGACCAACAACCCAAAAACCUCUUCCUGAAGUGUGUCUGAAAGAUCCUUGUUGUGCUCUCUUCUCACCAGCAAAUGCACAGGAGAUAAGCACUCUGGUUUGUUUGUUUGUUUUGUUUUGUGCAUUGUUGGUUUGAUUUUUUUUUUCCAGUUUUGUCAAGGCAAAGCCAAAUGCUGCAGUGUACAUCUAGAUUACUCACUCAGCCUCACAACUGAAAUUGUUGCUAUAGAGUCUGUUGUUAUGGAGAUACAUUUAGCUGUUGUCAUGCUUGCAAACAAUAAAGAGUAGAGCUUUUUUAUUUGGUCAGAUAGUAAGCUCUCACCCUACUCAAUACAGAGGCUCUACAUGGAGCACAAAGAAACUGUGGCUCUAAUAUAUUCUCCAGAAGUUCUCAAGUAUAAAAUAGUCUUAACUGGGCUUAGUUUAUAACAGCUCUGAAGUUAAAAUAACAUCAUACUUUGUCACAAGAGACAUUUUAGACCGCAGGAAAAAAAAUAAUUACAGAGAUUGUUGAAGGAUAUGAAUUUUCUAGAGCAUGAGAUAUAUGCUAAUCUGCAUCAUGUCUUCCUUGUUAGUAACAAUGUGAACUGCAUUCCUCUCCUUCACUAAUUGGUGUCCUACAGCUAUGAAAACAAGAACUGUUAACAUUUUGCCUGGGAGUUUUUAAUCAGUAUUUAUUAUAUGAAAAUGCAGGAGAAGGUUCAAUAUUUAAAAGUCAGAUUUGGGUUAAUUUAGGACAAAAAAGAUACAUUCUAGAGAGUACAGUCUUGUCAUGAUCCUAUGAUUAGAGAUCUGUGGUAACUCAGUCUCCAGUGUAUUUACUUGGGAAGAGUAAGUCAGUCUGCUGUGAGGUUAUCUUCAAAAACACUGUGGUAUGUUCUGUGACCCUUUCAUUUGAAGCUGGGUGAAGAUCAAUGCCUCCAGUAGGUCAGCUGGUAAGUCACUGUGUCUUAGCUGCUGAUUUGAAAAGAAUUUGGGGUAAUAUUUUGCAGAUGUAAAUGGCUCUGUUUUCCUGUUGUUUUGAAAAUUUAAUUUCACCUCAUAACGCUAAAAAUGAACUGUCAAAAUCUUAAUGCUCUGUGAGAAUUUCUCUUUUAGACUGCAUCUACAGCUUCAGUUGUGCUGAGAGAAACCAUUAUAAAAUGAUAAUAUAAGCUUUUGGGAUCUGUAGUAGUUAGGUGACAGUGGUAAGAAUAAAUAUAAUGGCGCUUGCAUAUACAUCUUUGAUAUUUCUUUGCACACUACGAUUUUAAAAUAAAAAUAUUCAAAGUAAA
Messenger RNA from Numida meleagris (helmeted guineafowl), 3243 nucleotides. It is a transcript of the gene SFTPD, whose product is annotated as surfactant protein D. The record is from RefSeq and is a predicted model, not a curated record. The transcript is spliced from 6 exons. NCBI's taxonomy places the organism in Eukaryota, Metazoa, Chordata, Aves, Galliformes, Numididae. Gene Ontology annotation, biological process: positive regulation of phagocytosis; surfactant homeostasis. The coding region runs from base 341 to 1057 and encodes 238 amino acids. Gene Ontology annotation, cellular component: multivesicular body; rough endoplasmic reticulum.